Musa acuminata subsp. malaccensis (wild Malaysian banana) is the source of this 1198-nucleotide messenger RNA. Its product is annotated as ethylene-responsive transcription factor ERF003. Gene Ontology annotation, molecular function: transcription cis-regulatory region binding; DNA-binding transcription factor activity. Gene Ontology annotation, cellular component: nucleus. The record is from RefSeq and is a predicted model, not a curated record. Gene Ontology annotation, biological process: response to stress; positive regulation of DNA-templated transcription. Lineage: Eukaryota; Viridiplantae; Streptophyta; Magnoliopsida; Zingiberales; Musaceae.
UGAAGCUUGAUGUCGGCUCAUGGGCCCUUAAUGGGCUGCUUGUACCAAAGGGGCAGUUGUGUCUCCUCCCGCAUAGGCUUUAUAUGCGAAGGCAGUCACUCCCCAUACUACAAAUAGGAUCACCUGCCUACAUCUCUCUCUCUCUCUCUCUCUCUCUCUCUCUCUCUCUCACGCACACACACACACGCAGCUGCUCACAUUGGACAGACAUGCCAAGACUACAAAGAUACAGAGGGGUUAGGCAAAGGCACUGGGGCUCGUGGGUCUCCGAGAUCAGGCACCCUGUUCUGAAGACCAGGAUCUGGUUAGGCACCUUCGGCACCGCUGAGGACGCCGCGAGGGCCUACGACGAGGCGGCGCGGCUCAUGUGCGGAUCCAAGGCCCGCACCAACUUCCCCGUCGACCCCAACUGCUCGAUCCCGGCGCCGGCCUUGUCCCCGGGCCUCAUGGCGAAGCUGGAGAAGUGCUGCUCGGCGUCCCGGGAGGAGGGCAAGAGAGUUGAGGUGGUCGCGCCGGUCGGAAGGGAGGAGGAGGCGGAGGUCACACGCGUGGAUGAUGAGUACAUAGAGGAGAUGAUCGAGGAGCUCAUAUACAAUGGUUCUCUGGAGAUAUCGACUUCUUCUUCUUCUUCUUCUUCUUCUUCUUCAUCAUCAUCUUCUUAUCUGUGACUGUAGCUGGGUCAUUUCAGCCGGCAGUCCGUCGUCACCUGUCACAUACACAUGAAAACGUGAGAGUCUGGGUUAGACCUAGUCAUGUAAAGGGUGCCACUGCCCUUUCAGUAAUAAUACUAUCUGCUGUGUGCCAUGCACUAAAAGCAUGAGUUCUCGAUCUGAGAUGCCUCGAGAUGGUUGACUGAGCCGACUCGGCCAGGGAAUCAAGUAGGUCAAAGAUGAUCUAAGAUGCCUCGAUGCCGAGGCCUCAACAACCUACUUGGUUGACCCCUCAGUUUAUUCCCCUGACAACAUCUAUCGAUGUUUUUUUUUUCUCUCGCUGGCUGGCUCAGAGAAAAUUAAGAUGCCACACCACAUUACCUCCUACAGUAUACACUAUACUAAUAUUUGAUUUCUCUGUGAUCUAAUCAAUUCAUGCAGGUGAAAGGUUAACUGUCUCGAGUAACUUAUGAUCCAGUCUUUUGGUACCUAUGUUGCCUCUCUUAUGCAUCAACUUGCAUUCAUGCAUAGAAAGCACAGAGCAUUGA